AGAAUUAUAAGGCAAAGUAGGAAUUGAAGACGAGCUGCGCAUGAUCUUUUGUAGGGAAGUACCCAGAGAGAAACCAGGUUUGGGAUCAAAACGGUACGAGAUUACCUUCUCGUAUUAAGUUUUAUGAAAAAUAAUUAGCAAGCAUUGUACUUUAAAUCCAUCGUUAUCUAAUAUCAACGUAAAUCUUUAUUAUCAUAUGUCGCAGCUAUCAUAAACACAAGAGGAUUAUAAAGCAUAGUGAUAUUACAUAAGAGGAAGCUUUUAGAUAUGGAUCAGUGGUCAUAUCAACUCCCGGUAACAUACCAGACAAACACUCACAAUUGGCAUGGUUUAGAAAAUUUGUCUAGUCAUCAGGAAGAUCAAUCAAUGAAUGAUAUAGAAGACAUUUUAGAUUACAUUUCAGCUUCUCCAGAGAUGGAAAUUCCUUCAGAAUCCGACAGAGACCCUGCAAUUCCAACAACUGUCCAUGAUAUAUAUGACAUCAAAACUCAAGAACCAGAUAAUCAUCGGAAUACAUCGAAUAGCAGGAACAUUUCAAGACAUUGUCGACAAAAUGGUAGUAUGCGAUUAUGGCAGUUUCUCCGUGGUCUGUUGUUAAACCCGGCGUUUAAUCCUUCUCAUAUUAUGUGGAUCAACCGAAGCGCAGGCGAAUUUAAAAUUGUGAAGAAUAAGGAAAUAGCACAGAUGUGGGGAGAUGAAAAGAAUAAUUCUGGCAUGACUUAUGAAAAGAUGAGUCGUGCAAUGAGAUAUUAUUACAAACAUGAAAUCCUAGAGCCCGUUUUAAACAGAAGACUUGUAUACAAGUUUGGACCAAUGUCUCAUGGGUGGUGAAUAUUACUAGCAUCAAAGAUGGACCAGUGUCUCAUGUUUUAUGACCAUUAUCGUGAUUAAGAUUAGAUCAUUACUUUUUAAAAGUUGAGCAAUACAACUAUUUACAAAAUAAAAAAAAAAAGACAUCUAGAUUUUUUUCUAUAGAAUGUGAAAAAAAUAAUGUUUUAAUAAUUAAAUAAAAAAAGAGACAUUAGAAAUAACUGAAGCAUUUCAAAUUUCAAAACAAUCCACAAGAAGCUUUUUGAAUUAUUUAAAAAAAGAAACACGAGUUAGAAACAUCCUUUAUAAAUCGCCUUUUAAAAUUUAACAAAUUCUGGUUGAAAUUGUUUAAAGCGUGAUUAAGACAUUCUGAUUGGCUAAAAACGUUCUAAACAAUGGAAAUUCAACCAAUGACCGGACGUUAUUUUAAUUUUAGGGUAAAAACAAUGUAAUUAUCCAUUGUCUUAUAGAUUCUGAAACGGUGAAUUAAAAUUUCAAAAUCCAGAAUUGUGUUCAUUUACAAUUAGUUUAUGGUUAUUCUUACGCAUUAAAAUAUUAAACGCAUUCGUAAUAAAAUGUGUUCAUGGUCAUCAUAACUUCAAAAUAAACUUGUAUAUAUAUAUAUCGAUAUAGUUAUUUGUUUUUAUCAAAUUGUAUAACAUUUUAAUGUAUGUAAAAUUGAACUAUAUUUCAUGAUGUUACGUUAUGACAUAAUAUUUUGCAGCUUUCAACAAAAUUGUUGUUUUUUUACAUUUGUUAUAAAGUGUAUAUAUGUAUAUAGUUGUUAACUUUAAGUAACUUGUUGUUAAUGCUUUUGAUAAAAAUGAAUUAAAACUUCUAAAACAUAAUAAGAAGAAACGAAA
Molecule: messenger RNA, 1673 nt
Organism: Mytilus californianus (California mussel)
Lineage: Eukaryota; Metazoa; Mollusca; Bivalvia; Mytilida; Mytilidae
Product: ETS homologous factor-like
Exons: 5
Coding region: 268-831 (187 amino acids)
Biological process (GO): regulation of transcription by RNA polymerase II; cell differentiation
Cellular component (GO): nucleus
Molecular function (GO): DNA-binding transcription factor activity, RNA polymerase II-specific; sequence-specific DNA binding
Source: RefSeq, a predicted model, not a curated record